Molecule: messenger RNA, 1372 nt
Organism: Neltuma alba
Lineage: Eukaryota; Viridiplantae; Streptophyta; Magnoliopsida; Fabales; Fabaceae
Product: DCN1-like protein 4
Exons: 9
Coding region: 199-882 (227 amino acids)
Biological process (GO): protein neddylation
Cellular component (GO): ubiquitin ligase complex
Molecular function (GO): cullin family protein binding; ubiquitin conjugating enzyme binding; ubiquitin-like protein binding
Source: RefSeq, a predicted model, not a curated record
GUCAUCAACCUCUGUGCCCUGAGAGACCCGCUCAGGAAACGUACGAUCUCGGAUAUCCGACGCCUUUUUCCUUCCUCUCUUCAAAAUUGGCGCACCCUGAAGGAUUUCGAUUUUGGAGUGACGGAGAUUCUUCGGUCGCUAGCUUCUUCACUUCUUAUCGUUCUCUCUCAGUUUUUCCCUCUGGAUUUCUUAUUGAGGAUGCGUCGCUCUACAUCCAAGAAAGUGGGUCAAUCCAAUUCUAAUUCCUCCCCCGCCGAUCUCUUCCGCUCUGCUUCAAGUAAAGCAAGCUCCAAAGAAUCAGAGCGGAUUGAUAGUCUGUUUUAUUCAUAUGCCAAUGCUUCUUCUGGUUUGAUUGACCCAGAGGGAAUUGAAGCACUUUGUGCUGAUUUGGAGGUGGAUCAUACUGAUGUGAGGAUAUUGAUGCUUGCAUGGAAAAUGAAAGCUGAGAAGCAAGGAUAUUUUAACAUGGAUGAGUGGAGGAGAGGCCUUAAAGCAUUAAGGGCUGAUACAAUAAGUAAAUUGAAGAAGUCACUUCCUGAUCUAGAAAAAGAGGUCUUGCGGCCAUCAAAUCUUUCUGAUUUCUAUUCUUAUGCAUUCCGAUAUUGUUUAACAGAAGAGAAGCAGAAAAGCAUCGAUAUAGAGAGUGUUUGUGAAUUACUUACUCUUGUAUUGGGUUAUCAAUUUCCAUCCCAAGUCAACUUAUUUGUGGAAUAUUUAAAGACUCAGAGUGAUUACAAGGUCAUAAACAUGGAUCAGUGGAUGGGAUUCUUCCGGUUUUGCAAUGAGAUAAGUUUUCCAGACCUGAGCAACUAUAAUCCAGACCAUGCGUGGCCCUUGGUCCUGGACAAUUUUGUUGAGUGGGUGAGAGAAAAGCAAAAGUAACAACAUGAUUCUCUGCUGAAAACUGCUAUCAUUGAUGAUGAUGAUGAUGAUAGGGUUGAUGAAUCUGUCUUUUAAUCCUUUGAAGAAGACAUCACUUUUUAUUAUAGCUUUCUCUAAAUCUGGAAAAAUCUUGUUACAGCUGCCCCCAUGGAAUGCCAACCCCAAGAUUUUUCCUUCUACAUCGGACUGCCAACUUUAUUCUUAUUCAUUUGUUGGCACUACUUCCAUAUAUAAACAAAGAGAAACUGUCAGAUCACCUAAAACAGAUAUACUGCAUUCCCAUGUGACUCAUCACUCUGUUUUCUCUCUUUCUUUUUUCCUUCUGUUUGGCUUAUCUUCUUGUUGGCCAUUCUUUAAUAUGAAUUAUUGUUUGUUUGAUCCCUUUCAAACUACCAUUUUAUACCAUAUAUGUUGUUGGGAUCGGAUCCUGAUAGUUUCAUACAUGUUUUUACUUGUUGCUAAUAUAGUUUUAUACCAUCAUUCUUGAAAA